Messenger RNA from Uloborus diversus, 1276 nucleotides. RefSeq names its product sesquipedalian-1-like. Gene Ontology annotation, cellular component: trans-Golgi network; recycling endosome; early endosome. Bases 232 to 1008 code for a protein of 258 amino acids. Lineage: Eukaryota; Metazoa; Arthropoda; Arachnida; Araneae; Uloboridae. Gene Ontology annotation, biological process: endosome organization; retrograde transport, endosome to Golgi; receptor recycling. The record is from RefSeq and is a predicted model, not a curated record. The transcript has 2 exons.
CAACAUCAACAGUGGGAAGGGAUAGUGCAUUUUUGUUAAAUAUGUUGAAAAUUAAUAAUUUAAACACAUCUUUGAGAAAAUCAAGUCUGUUCGGCAAAUAGUUUUGAAGUGCUAUAAAUUAUAGUAAAUGUAACUGUUAUACAAAAUGUGAAAAUUACUUCUAUCCAAAAAUUAAUGUUAUCCAUUUCAAAAUAUCAUUUUUUAAGUUAGAGUGUAGAUAUAUUGCUUAGGAUGAAGAUCAAUGAAAAGAAUUUGAUAAGUUUUUCUGUUUCAAAAAAUUGCAUUGAUCGUGAAGGAUGGCUCGGUAAAAGGGGGGAAGUAAACAAAAGCUUCCAGAAAAGAUGGUUUGUGUUAAAAGGAAAUCUGUUGUUUUAUUUUGAAAAGAAAGACGACAAAGAGCCAGUAGGAUUAGUCAUUUUGGAAGGUUGUACCGUGGAAUUAGCCGAAAACGAAGAAACUUACGCAUUCAAACUCGUGUUCCACGGAGCAGGGAACAGGACCUACAUAUUAUGUGCCAACAGCCAAGAGAACAUGGAGCAGUGGAUGAAAGCCCUUGCAUCUGCGAGUUACGACUACGUAAAACUCAUGGUUGCAGAACUCCAACGGCAGCUGGAUGAAGUCACCGAAAUGGAGAAGCAAGCUGCGUCGUCAGUGCCAAACCGAUGGAAAACCAGGGGUCUACCGACGAACCAAUCCGACGGUUGUCUUUUUGGGCACACUGCCGCGGGUGGACGUGCCCCUAGAUUCAACCCGUUCGACAAGUGGAAGGCUGGGAACAACGGAGAUGUGAAAGACCCUCGUGGCACCUCUUCCGCAAUCACUGCUGCUUCUUCCGAAGAUGACUUAUUGCACCAUAGCUCGGGAGGUAGAUUCAAAGGCUCUCGCCAGAGGUACCUAUUUAUCGAGCUGCACGAAUAUUAUGGCCAAAUUUUUCGUAGACUGUUCGAAGAGCAAAGAAAAAAGCGAGCCGCUGUUACAAAGCCUGAAGUAGAUCUAAUAACUUUUUGAGAAUAUUUGUUCUUGUAUGUUGUAGUUACUUGUAUUCAAUACCUUAUCCUGUUGAAUAUUAUGAAGAUAUGAUUUAUUUAUACCAAGUUAAUGCAUGUUGUUAUGUUUGAAAAGGAUCCUUUCUGAGAACAUAUUUGAAAUUUGUGAACGUUAUUUUCUAAAACUUUUACACAUGUGUUAAGGAUUUGAUAUUAAUUCCACAAAAGACUUUCCAAAAAUUUUCUGGAGACAAGUUUAAUGAUAAGUUUACAUUAAAAUUGCUACAAUA